Bombyx mori (domestic silkworm) is the source of this 1529-nucleotide messenger RNA. RefSeq names its product casein kinase 2 beta subunit (gene CkIIbeta). The transcript is spliced from 8 exons. Gene Ontology annotation, cellular component: cytoplasm; protein kinase CK2 complex. The record is from RefSeq and is a predicted model, not a curated record. Bases 574 to 1257 code for a protein of 227 amino acids. Gene Ontology annotation, molecular function: protein kinase regulator activity. Lineage: Eukaryota; Metazoa; Arthropoda; Insecta; Lepidoptera; Bombycidae.
AAAUGGUAGCCUACGACGAAACAAAACGCUAGGAAAGUUUUAUUCUUCAUUAAAAUUUAUUACAAUAUUAAUAUUUAACAUAGGAGUUUAACAGUAACACAUUACUGGAAUUUUUACUAGAACCUCAGUGAUUACUUAAGUGCAGCUCUUUUGUGCCAUUUCUGCAACGUCUACAAGUUAGUUUUAAACUGUCACAAAUAUUAAACUGUUACAUACCUCCAUUAAUAUCAAACAUCAAUAAAUAAAAUAUUGCAGUUCACGGGAUUCGGUCCUUUUACACUUCUAUGAAAAAAGGUCAUACACCACGAAAUUUUCAUAUUACUUAAUCAUAUAGCAGCUUUUACUUACUAUAUAGUAUAUAGAUGUGAAACACCGACCAUUCGAGGAAAAAAUUUGACUGUGGACAUGAAAAUAUAGAGAUUAAUAUUUUUCUCAGAUCAUAGACUAGAGCAUCGACAAAAUCAUUCUAUUCAUAUUCCGUACGCACACACUGAAAUUUGCAAUUUCUCUCUCCCUCUUUCCAAGAGGUGUAUCCUCCCGUCAAGCGUGGCUAAUCAAGGCACGAAAAGAAAAAUGAGCAGCUCCGAGGAGGUAUCCUGGAUCGCUUGGUUUUGCACGCUUCGAGGCAAUGAGUUUUUCUGUGAGGUUGACGAAGACUACAUAAAUGAUAAAUUUAAUCUAACCGGCUUAAAUGAGCAAGUUCCACAUUAUAGAGAGGCGCUGGACAUGAUUCUGGAUCUGGAGCCAGAUGAUGACAUUGAAGACAAUCCAAAUGAAUCUGAUCUGGUGGAACAAGCAUCGGAGAUACUAUAUGGAUUGAUACAUGCCCGGUACAUAUUGACCAAUAGGGGCAUUAGUCAAAUGUUGGAUAAGUUCCAGUCUGGGGAUUUUGGAUAUUGCCCACGUGUAUACUGUGAAUGCCAACCUAUGCUGCCAAUUGGUUUGUCGGACGUCCCCGCCGAAGCGAUGGUGAAGCUGUACUGCCCGCGCUGCAUGGACGUGUACACGCCCAAAUCCUCGCGCCACCACCACACCGACGGCGCUUACUUCGGCACCGGCUUCCCGCACAUGGUGUUCAUGGUGCACCCCGAUAAACGACCAAAACGACCUGCCUCUCAAUUCGUACCAAGACUAUACGGGUUCAAGAUUCACCCGCUCGCCUACCAAAUCCAGCAGGCGGCUGCGAACUCCAAGCCGCCGCAGCGCAGCCUGUCGUACAACAACGAAACGAAGACAUCAAGUAACAUUCCAAAAUGAUUUAAUAAACGACGUGAGCUCAGCAGACGGCCAGUGACGCCGGCAGCCACUGACAUACAAUAUGCUGACAGCUGUAUUCUUAAAAUAAUUGUAUUAUUAUCUUUAUUUACAUUUUAUAAUGUUAAACAUAUUUCAAGCUAAAGUUUAUUUUACGUUUCUGUAAUUAAUAUUUUUGUUAAUGUUCUUUCUAUUUGUGUAAAUAGGUUAUUAAUAAUGAAAUAACUUUUGACAAUAAUAUUGUCCUUUAUUACAUUAAAUGGUUAUACCACAAA